AUGUGCAUCGGCCUCCUAGCAACGUCGCACCCCAAGUAUGCGCUGGUAAUCCUAGACUCGCGGGAGGAGUACAUACUGCGCCCGACAUCGCGGCCGCACUUUUGGACGCACCGGCCCUCGGGCAACGUGGUGCUGUCGUCGCGGGACCUGCUGCGGGCCACGCGCGGCACCUGGAUGGGCAUGACCCGGACCGGCCGCGUCGCCGUCCUGACAAACUUCCGCGAGCGCGUCGACCCGGCCGAGCAGAAUUCCGUCUACGGCGUCAAGAGCCGCGGCGAGAUUGUCAAUGCCUGGCUCGGCGCCCCCGCCGGCGAGACCCUGGACCACUUUGUCGAGAGGACCCUCGAGGGCGGCCUGCUCAAGGGCGUCGGUGGCUUCUCGCUCAUAUGUGGAGAUCUCAAGGCCCAGCCAUCCUCGAGCAACGGCACAGAGGCAAACGGCGAACCGGCCAAGACCAAUGGUAAAGGAGACGACAAGACUAUUGGCCCCUUUGUCGUCAUCUCGAACCGCAGCGACGCCGUCUCGGGCGUGCCACACAUUGCCGACAAGAGGGGCCAGGUAUGGGGCCUAAGCAACACAACCUACGAGGACCCUCCGACCUGGCCAAAGGUCAUCCUGGGCCGACAAUUGACGCAAGAGGCCAUUGAGAAGGCCGUGGCCGAAGACGCCGACGAGGACCGGCUCUUUGACCUGCUAUUCGGCGUCCUCGACACUAAUCGCAUGCCGGUCCGGGACCCCAGCCUCGGCCACGAGGAAUACGUGGAUCAGCUCAAGAACUCCAUCUUCUGCCCUGCCAUCACCGAUGAGCAGCGUGAGCGCGACAUGGCUGCCGCAGUCGCUCGCGGCAAGAUGAAGCCGGCCUUUCACGAAAUCGAGGACGAGAGUCGUGAGCUUGCCGAGGCCGAGGACGCUCCGGCCAUGUUUGAGACUGGCGCAUACGGCACCCAAAGGCAGACGGUCAUCUUGGUAGACUGGGAAGGGCGUGUCACAUACAAGGAGAGGGCAUUAUGGGAUGCUCAUGGAAACCCCAUUGAAAGAGGCAAGGGUGACGUUGUAGUCAAAUAUGAUAUUGAAGGCUGGUCGUAG
Molecule: messenger RNA, 1086 nt
Organism: Pestalotiopsis fici W106-1
Lineage: Eukaryota; Fungi; Ascomycota; Sordariomycetes; Amphisphaeriales; Sporocadaceae
Exons: 1
Coding region: 1-1086 (361 amino acids)
Biological process (GO): Golgi organization; protein secretion
Cellular component (GO): Golgi apparatus
Source: RefSeq, a predicted model, not a curated record